Molecule: messenger RNA, 6454 nt
Organism: Solenopsis invicta (red fire ant)
Lineage: Eukaryota; Metazoa; Arthropoda; Insecta; Hymenoptera; Formicidae
Exons: 2
Coding region: 5109-6422 (437 amino acids)
Source: RefSeq, a predicted model, not a curated record
CGAAUCGGUCGCGGCAAAGCGCAGUGGUUCCGGAAAGUUUCUUCUGGUUGGCGCUGUCCUGGCCAUACAAUUCGUCGGCGCGGCGGCGAUAACCAGCAAGGGUAUGUAAAAAUGUAUAUUCUCCGUUUAUUCCUUCAACGAAAAAACUAAGUCCAAAUUACUUCGCAAACUCCACGUGUGAAAAUGUAAGUCCGCCACAUCACAAAUAUGAUUUCUUAAUAUAACAUCGCAAUUGCGCGUGUUAAAAAAAUUAUUAAACGCCUUAAUUACUUUAAAAUACCCAGAUGGGUCUUAUUAAUAAAGUUUUUCUGGAUAUUUUAAAGGAAUUAAUACAUUUAAUAGUUUUUAUAAACAAUUAUAUAUCUUUCUAUUUCACGCUGCGUGAAAUAACGCGUCGCCACUCACAGUUUUCUUUCUUUAAUUUCUUUAAUGUAACCAUCGAUUUUAAUAUCGUUACAAUGCUUGAUUAAUUUUAAUCGAAAUCAGUUUACACUGAGGACGAUCCAAACCAGAGGAUCGAAACGUCUGUAAUAAUAAUUGUUUGUCAAUUACAUUAAUUCUCGCACGAACGCCAUGUGUUGGCUCUCACGGCGUUCAUUCAUAGUUUGAUUUAAUUCUUUCACCUCGCCACAAUUCAGGAGAAAUUCCUCCCUCGCCCAUGGUCGCUAUAAAAUCCUCGGCAACAAUGGGACAUGCGAGAUUGAUACCGGCGGGAUGGCGUUAUCACAGAUAUUCGGACCGGGCUGUCUCUCGGCGCGCAACGCGAUUCCAUCGUCAUUUACGCGAUCUCACGCCGAGAUACUUUUUGCUCGAACCAGCGUAUUCGCGGCACGAGCGGCACGAGAGUCCCGCAAGCGCGCGCUUCCAUUGCGCGUCACGUUUGCUUCGUGUAUCAUGAAAGCAAAACGGUCGUUUAUCGAGGAAUAGACGGGGGAGGGAGGGUAGGGGAAACGGGAAGAAAUCUCGAGGACGAUGCUGCGAAAGAAUCCUCCGAGCCAUCGAUUGUAACGGCUUCUUUAUCGAGAUUGCGGUCGUUGAUCGAUAAAAAGCACCCUCCGAAGGUCAGAGACGUUUCGGAGUUGCUCUCGCGUGGAAAUGGGCGGAAUAAUACCAUACAUAUACGUCGUAUAUGUACAUCCCUCCUUCCAGCUUAAUGUGUAGCGUUCCUCUGUUUUUUUUAUGACACCCGUAAAGAGGAGAAUCCGAGCUCUCGCGUUGAAUAAUUAACAUAUAUUUUGCGUUAACCUGAAAGUUUUAUGUCAAGCCGAGACGACCCCAGCCACGAGAGCUGGUAUCUGUCAAAGUUUUCUUUUUAUUGGCUCCCGCGGCCCCGGAGGCCGCCCCGCCCCUCCCCCCGGCGUGUAUCAGCGUAUGUAUCGUAUAAUGUUCGCGGAUUAAGCGGAACUACCUUUCGCCCGGGGAGUUUCCUGCUUGUAAACUUCUCCUGCGGAACCUGCGUUUACCUACCUACGCUUCGCCUUACCGGAAAGGUGUACUUAAAGUUAGACGUUUCGUGCUACAGCACCUUACGCGCUACCUUGUAUCUUAUAAUGUUAUUACUUCGUGGCGGGGUGAGUAUUUUAUCCCGGAUUGUUAUUUCGUGUCGGAGAAAUAUAAGAAAUAGCCAUGUAAUUUCGAAAUUAUGGACAUAAACGGAGAAAAAAGUGCUCUCGCAGUUAGAACUGUACAGCGGGAGGAGAAGGGAAAGUGAAAAUUAAUAGGGGAAAGAGAGAGAGAGAGAGAGGGAGCGGCAAGUAAAUUAGACGGUCAUUAACAACUCGGCCUCGUUGAAUUGCCUUGAAAGCGAGGGAAGCUGGAAUUUUCGCCCGCCUGCGUUCCCGCCCACCGCCGGCGCGAUAAUCCAGCAGGGAAAAUAGGGGAGAGUGUAUGGAACGAACAUGGCGGUUUCGCGGAAACGGUUGUUUGUUAAGAUUCCCUUUGUGGUGUCCAAGGUCUUCAAUCGGUUUUGAUCUCCCGCGGUCGGUCGUCUGAAAUCCAAACAGUCUCUCGACGAGCGACGGAACGCCACCCUCCCUUUGCCGAGGGUGAGGAAACCUGUCAAAGGUCAUGGCGUAAGUCGAACGUCUUGGCGAGAAACGCGGCAGAUCCCGUCUAUCCCAUUCCCCUAGAGAACGUAGUACAGUCGAGUGAUUUUAUCUACGCAUAACUUUUUCCCGAUAAUGGCAGUCGAGUGCGGAGCGAGAGAAAUUAAACUAUGAUUUGAUAGACGUAAUCACGCAACACGGAGAGAACUUCUUUUCUUCGAAUUUGCCCUUAAAAUCAUGGCAGUGAGAUAACGUGAUAUUUCGAAGAACUUUGCUAUAAAUUUAUUAAAAUCUAGUAAAAUUUAACCAAAAUAUUUUAUGUUUUAUUGUGAUAGGUGUCAUAUGUAUUAAUAAAUUUUCUUUGAAACAUCAGGUUGUUUUACGAUUACCAUGAUUUUGAGGGUAAAUUAUACAAUGAGAGAGACGAAGAAUUCCUAAAUUUUAAUAUAUACUUAUUGGAAUAGUAUCCUAUUAAUGAAAUAUUUACAAUGUUGAAACAUUUGUGUACUUUUUUGAAAAAAAUCUGCUGGUUAAAGUUUUUGUGUCAAGUAACGAACAUAUGUGUAAAUUUAAUACACGUCUGCUAUGUUAACUAAAUUUAGCAGAUAUAAAAUGUAGAAUUGUGAAAGUGAUUUAAAAAAUAACGCAGUUUGCACGUAUUUAAAUAAGUGCAAAUUGUGUUACUGUAACACAUUUUUUAAAUCAUUUUUAUAAUUUUACAUUUUGUAUCUGUUAAAAUUUACAGAAAAAGAAUGUUGAUGUUGCACUGUAACAGGAGUGGGGAUAACUGUGCGAUAAUUUUUUACUAUUCUUCUGUUACUUUCAUCAUAAAAAUUAGAUAAAUUGUACACACAUGUAACUUUAAAUAACGAUCAAGGUUACGUUUCUUGCUUGUUGAAAUAUUAACGCAGUAUUAAUGUCAUCAUUUAACAUUUAUUAAUGUCAUCACACAUCCCGAUUAUGUUAAAUUAACACAAAAUUUUGAGUGAACCAUUUGGCAAAAGUGAUUUAUGUUAUACAAUUUUUCCAUCUGCGUGUACUUACGGUACAUAAAUAUUUACUCUAAGAAAAAACUUAAAUUAAUGGUUCUCGUACUAAAUAGCUAUAUAUUUACGUUUAGUAAAUAUUUCAUUAAUACUAUUGAAACAAAUAUUUAUAAAAAUUUAGUAAUUCUUUCCUCGGCGUGAGAAAAAAUUCUCUCCGUACCACGGAAGAUCUCCGUUCAAAAAUUUGCGAUGUAGUCGCUGCUCUAUUCUUCAUUUACGUUCUCGGAUCAAUUUUUAAAUUAUCCGAAGUCUUAGAGAUGAGAAGGAAAGCAUGGCACUUUUUGCUUGCGUCCCAUCUUCAUCUCGCACUUUCAAUGCUUUUCAUUUUGCCACGUGCUUACCGGGAUUACGCUGCGCAAGCAGUCUUCGUCGCCGUUUUGAAUUAUACAUACAAUACCUUUUGGCAAUGCGAGCUCAGGGUGGAAUGGCCGCAUCAGGGGAUUAAUACGCCAACCGCCGCCGUCGCGUUCGCGCGUACAUUCGUCUUCCCCGCAUGCAAAUCCCGCACGCGAGCCGCUCGGAGAGUGCCCGACCGUGUACACACUUCAUUAUUUCGACACGGUACACAUUUCAACUCCACCGGCGAUUAUGAAAAGCCGACCGCGUGUGUACGAGUGCCAUAAUGCGCCACCGUGCGUGACAAUUUAGAAAAAUCGUCCGUCAAAACGAGCCGCGUGUCUCGUAACGACGGAUUCGUCUUGUGAGCGCAACAUCUUAUUGUUACGAGCGACAAUGGAAUGGGAUCAAGCAAUGUGCUGGAAGAAAGAAUUAAGAAGGGAUUUCUUGUUACCGUUUGGAGUUUAGAGGAUGAAAAAGAAAAUCAAUUUUCUUCUUUUAUAUUUAAAAAAUCCUUAAUCUUAAAAACAUCUCCCUUGAAAAGCGAAAUUCGAAUUUAUCAUUAUUUCAUUUUGUUUGAACUUCCCGCGUGUUCCGCUGGUCGUGCAUGCAGUUGCAGUUGGUAGUACACUAUGGCGGCGCUAGGCGCAAAAAAUGUGGAGGUUGGCAACGGGCUUCAACUCACUUCUUGUUAGAGACGACGAGCGUGCACGUGCGUGUCUUUAGUGCGUUAUUGUUUUAUAGCAAUAAAUUACGAGUAUUGUUUUGCAUAGCGAAUUUGAGUCUUGUGAAGUAAGGCAGUCAGAUUGCAGAGAGAGGACCAUUCACGUUGGUCUACAUAUUGUCUCAGUGACAGAGCCAUUCGGGCGUAGUCCGCCGUUCGGGCAGAGAUUGAGAAAGAGAACGCAAGGUUCUUGUCGCGGAUCCUGGAUCUGCGCUCUUCAUACAGCCGUUCGGGCGAAGUCUGCCUGUUGGGCAGAGGGAGAGCGAACUCAAGGUUCUCUUCUCCUGGUCUUUUUCUAUCUAUCCAUAUAGCCGUUCGGGCGUAGACUUCCUUUGGACAAGGAGAGAGAGAGAGAGAGAGAGAGCGCAAGGCUCUAGUCAAACCCGCUUACAUUUUGGUUAUACAUAGCCGGUUGGACAUAGGCCGCCAUUUUGGACAACCGGAGAUACGAGCGCAUGGAAUCAUUUAUCGGGCUACCUAUUAGCAUCAAUCUAAACACAAGGCUGCUGAUGUUAUCCGAGAGUUAACAGCGCUUUGUGACUAUUAAUUUUCUGUUUAUUUUCAGCAUUUUAUACAGGUAUUUUCUUGUUUCAUUGUUCUUACACCUCAACUCAUAAUUCGAGAAGGCCGAGUCUCAUCUGGCAGUGCGGGAAUAUUCCAGCAUUUCGAGGGUUGACUAUUGAAACCUGAGCAGUAUACGAUUCUCAUCUUACGGCAACCGAAUUCUACAGCCCUCCCCCUUUUUUUUGGCACGAGAUUGCCGCAGAAUUAACUGAUUAUAUUAGCAUACGAACAUAUUAACUAUAUUAAAUUUUUCAUAAUAAAUUCACUGUUUGUUAUUUGAUUUUAUCCGUUGAGUUAUAGCUAUCAUUUCAUAGUUAACCCACUAACUAAUUUAAACGUCGAGUUCUAACAUUUUUGGUCCUUCGAGCCGGAUAUUAAUAGCUGCAAUUCAAGAUGAGGCUCAGUCACAUUCUCGCUCAUGUGGAACAACAGUUUACACUGUCAGAUCUGAUAACCUGCUCAUAUGAGAAUUUUUCGAAAAACGAGUUAUAUAAUGUCACAACACAACGAGUGCAUGCACGCCUGUCGACGCUAAAGGACGAUUGGGAGCGCUUCUGUCUAGAACAUAAAGCCAUCCUGAUUGCUAUUCAAGAACUGAGUAACGACGAUAAAUCUACUAUUAAAGCUAACCCGUAUUUUACAACAAAUCUUUAUACUUUAACACAUGAACGUUACGUAACCGUAGUCGAGCGCUUGACUGCUUUACUCGAAGAUGAUCAUGGAAGCGUUCCGAGCACGUCAUCGUCGCGGGCUGCACCACUCUCCCAUUCCAGCUUACCGGUGUUCGUUCACCAUGCGAGAUUACCUCGAAUUGAUCUGCCCAAGUUCAAUGGGACUCCUACUGACUGGUUACCAUUUAAAGACUUAUUCCACUCACUUGUUAUUCAGAAUCCAACAUUAUCAUAUGUAGAGAAACUUCAAUAUUUAAAGUCGAGUUUAACCGGUACAGCUUCCUCUUUACUAAAGAAUACCACUUUAACAGCCGACAAUUUCUUAAAAUCCUGGGAAGCAUUAACCGCGUUUUAUGAAAAUAAGCGCUUAUUAAUUAAUGCAGCUUUACAAUCGUUAUUAUCUAUCAAACGUAUGACGAGGGAAUCAUCCGGUGAGUUGGAGAAAUUGUAUACAAAUGUAAUGCAAAUUUAUAGAUCUUUAGAAGGGCUACAACGCCCGGUUGAAUAUUGGGAUGAUUUUCUAAUUUUUAUUGUACUACAACGCAUUGAUUCUGAAUCCGUGAAAGCAUGGGAACAGCAUCUAGGUUCCUCCAAAGAUAUUCCCACUUGGGAUCAGUUCAAUGAAUUUCUAGUCGCUCGUUUGUUAUCCUUGAAGGCAUAUGAGAAGUCUCGCUCGGGAAAGAGUGAAACGCAAUCACUUCCUACUGCUGUCAAAGCACAUUACCACGGAAAGACAAAGGAAACGGGUUUGGUCGAUACAAAAUCGUGUCCGCUCUGCAAGGAGAAGCAUUACGUUAUGUCAUGUCCCAAUUAUUCUAACAAAACGGCUCAACAACGUAUUGCAAUCAUCAAAAGGUAUAAGCUGUGUUACAACUGUCUUGGCUUCCAUCUGGCAUCCCAUUGCAAAAGUGUUAAACGGUGUACCAAGUGCGCCGCUAAGCAUCACACUUCCAUACACCAAACGCCUCUACAGAAAUCUACCAUACAAUCUACCGCAACCGAAUCCGACACCACAUCCAGUAACAAGGCUACAUGACUAUUACAUUCUUCUAUUGAUAGAACUUACAA